Messenger RNA from Odocoileus virginianus texanus, 1405 nucleotides. NCBI's taxonomy places the organism in Eukaryota, Metazoa, Chordata, Mammalia, Artiodactyla, Cervidae. The record is from RefSeq and is a predicted model, not a curated record.
AUGACUAGGACGAGACUACGCGCAGAGGAAGUGCAGGAUGGUGAAUGCAAGUUGCCUGGUCUUUACGAAGCACGCAGUGUCACCUGCACUCAUACUGAGCCGCCGGGGCAGAGCGCGGUUCGGGAAGACUGGGGGCUGAAUCUCGGGAAACUCGGGCCUAAGGCAUGGAUUAAUAGUCUCACCUCCUCUCCCCACACCACAGCCCAGACCUGCGGGGCCUCCGGAGGCGACCGUGGUGUCCAAGACCUCCCGGGGUUUCCUCUCCUCAAUCCUCUAGCUUCCCCGUGCGGCCGUCUCUGGCUCCCGCACCUCCGCUCCCCGGGGUUUCCUCUCCUCAAUCCUCCAGCUUCCCCGUGCGGCCGUCUCUGGCUCCCGCACCUCCGCUCCCCGGGGUUUCCUCUCCUCAAUCCUCUAGCUUCCCCGUGCGGCCGUCUCCGGCUCCCGCACCUCCGCUCCCCGGGGUUUCCUCUCCUCAAUCCUCUAGCUUCCCCGUGCGGCCGUCUCCGGCUCCCGCACCUCCGCGCCCCCCAGGCCCCUUUCAGGCCCCGCCCCGCGGGCAGGGGCACUGCGAAGGGCUGGUCCCCGCGGGCCGAGGAGGUGAGGAGGACUGGCCCGCGCCUUUAGCUGAGGAGCCCUCUUCUUCCUGAGGCUGCUUCUCCAACACGUCGAGCUUCCGAAACAUCAAACCCAGGGUUCCUUCCCCCAGUGAGCGGUAUCCGAGGGACGGUUCCGAUGCCGGGUUCGCUCCUAAAGCGGUUCCGCUCACUGUUGCACCACUGAGUCUGUGGUUAGCUGUGAGACUGGGUUUCCUUCUUACAGCGGGUCCCUGCCUAACUCUGACCCAGAAACCAGCCCCUUUAGAGGAAAUGCAGAGGGCAUCAAUGAAAGUGAAUAUUGGAAGUGGGCCUCUUUCUCACUUGGGAACAAAGAAUUGAUUUUAAGUCUAAAAUGAUUUUAAAGAACAAUAGACCCAAGUGUAGAUAUUCAGAAGGCGCUCUCCAGGAGAAUGGGUUAAGAGUUUUUUAGUGCAGUGUUUCCCAUCUUCACACCAGGUAAAGGACAGGUGUGUUUCCUCAUACUUUCUUCCUCCAUUGGUACUUUUUUUUUUUUAAUGCUUUUCUGUCAGGUUUAAACAUUUUGAAGUGUCCCGUUGACAAGAACAUAUUGUAAAACAAAAAUUUAAAGAGUAAUAUAUGGUAUGUUUGUGUUCCUGUCAUAAUAAUUUGAUUAUAAGAAAAUUACUUACGAGGGCUAAAUUACACUGUGUAAAUGUCACUCUUAAAACUCGCAUGUUUGACAUAGCUUCUAAGACCCAUGUAAUUUUUCUGUGUCCGUUUUGAAUUUUUAAACUUUUGAUGAAGAGUUAGAGAAUAUGAAAGUAUUUCUGAAUAAAAAUAAAUCUACA